CAGCUGAAGUCAUUACAGAACCAGAACGAAUACGAAAAGAAGUACAAAUUACUAUGAAAACUGGACAAAGCCGAACACUCCAAACUGGAACCACUGGAAAGAAUAUUUCUGACCCAAUUACUCUAAAAGAGCUAGAGGAGACCAUUAAGAAAUCACCAACUA
This is a messenger RNA of Cetraspora pellucida, 162 nucleotides long. Lineage: Eukaryota; Fungi; Glomeromycota; Glomeromycetes; Diversisporales; Gigasporaceae. The record is from the annotation of a GenBank genome assembly.